Manduca sexta (tobacco hornworm) is the source of this 3865-nucleotide messenger RNA. RefSeq lists its product as uncharacterized. The transcript has 4 exons. NCBI's taxonomy places the organism in Eukaryota, Metazoa, Arthropoda, Insecta, Lepidoptera, Sphingidae. Bases 1500 to 3497 code for a protein of 665 amino acids. The record is from RefSeq and is a predicted model, not a curated record.
AUGUUAAACCGACAAAGCAUAAUAUAUAAUUGGGAUCAAUUAAAAAAGCAUUUUGAGCACAAGAUACUAGGCUUGCUGGCUUAUGAUUUGUCGAUGCCCAUGCACAGGGCACAUAUUAUAGAGGAGCCCUCAGUAGCGGCCCUAGGCGGGGCGAGGUGGAGUAUGGAGUGAGAAACUGACAACUGCCCAAGGCUUCAGGAUAUAUAAGAGGUGUCGCGGUGCUUAGCCCAAGGACGUUAUUUUGGGAAUCCCUACCUCAAAAAGAACUGUAUAGGAUCACUUUGUUGUCCAUCUGUCUGUAAUUUUAAUAUUUUUCUUAGGAACGCGUAAAGGUGUUACGUUAAAAUUCAUAUCAAGUAGCCUGGGCUACGGUUCUUUUCGGCUUUGAAAAAAAAGAACUACUAUCACCGGGAUCAAAAGAUAUGACUGUUAAUGUCGUAUAUUGUGCGAGUUUACAGGGGCAUCAAAACGUAUAGGGUGCUUCCCGUUGACCUAAAAUCAUGAAAUUUGAUAAGGAGCAAUGUGCAGUAAAAGUAGCUCAUGUAAAGUAAAAGUCGGAAAAGCGUCAAUAUGUAAUUAAAAAAAAAACAAAACUUAUUAUUUGCGGUUGGUGCAAUUAUCGAGUCUAGGGAUCGAAUGGGAAGUUAAAUUUGUAAAGUUUGAACUUAUAUACUCAGAUGCUAUACCUAUAAGUUUGGACCCCUGGGUGCGCGAAUCUAACUAGCAAUUGUCCGUUUUUUUUUGUCUUGAACCUGUAAAUAAAUAAAGCAUGUUGAAAUCAGGGACCUACUUUUUAUUCCCGGAGCUACAGGCCGCGUCGCUGACUCUUCGAGUUUAUAGUUGAGUAGGAAAUAGGAACUUCAUAGAUUUAUUUCCAUGAUUUAUGAUUUGAAUCUAUGAAUCUGAUUUCAAAUAGAGAACAUGAUUUUCUACACCGAUCAACAAUUUAUUACUUACUAUCUUGAGGUUACCUACAUAAUAUUUUAUUCAUUAUUGAAUUUACAUUUAAUACUGUGUAGGUAUAAUAAAUAUAUGUACUUAUAAUAGUCUUUUGUCAUUUCAUAUUAAGCAUAACAAUGUCGAACAUAGGUACUGAUCGACCGUACCGUUCUAUUACUGUCAAAGAUAAGAAUUAUGGUGAAUCAUUACCUAUAAAAACGAAGCAUGUAAUUAGAAAACAAAAGAAAAACACUACAUAUUUAAUUUGCUAUCGCCCCGUGGUCAAAGUUUUCUAAAGACCACUUGAACUAGUAGAUGUUGACCCCAACAUUGGGUCGUCGGAUGAAGUAAGCGGACAUUGUCCAGCAAGACACGCUUGAGUGGUGCGCGCGCUCUGUUGCACCGAUCUUUCACCUUCGCAAUAAUGACGCCUAUAAAACCUUGUCAUUUCAAUAAUGUGACGUUACUUUCAUCCCGCCACGAACUAAGACUACAACAUAAUACGACAAGGAGCAGUUUUAAAUUUAAUAAGGGUAUUUGGGUUUAUACCCACAACAAAAAUGUGUAAAUUAGGAUGUUUGUUAUUUGUUUGGGCCGUAUGUGAAGGAGUGUUUUCUAGUGAAGAAAAAGGGUUUGUACAGCCAUUGGAUUUUGGAGACAUCUUCGAUUCCGGUGACACUGGCAUUCCGUCGCUGGCUUCGAAUCCUAUUGCCGCAGCAGUGCUUAAAGUAGAUAAGAGCCAAUAUCCUCAGUUGUUUGAUACCGUCGUCAGUAGUUCCAUCGAUUCCUUGCGUCGAAUAACACCUAGAGAUAAUGCAUUUGCUGCUGAAAACUUUGGGUUUAAUCCGAUUGCAAGUCAAAGCUUCCACGCGCCAGUGAAAUCUGCAAAAAUAGUUGCACAAUCAAGACAACCGCAACCGCAAUCUCAAAUCACUUCCCUGCCUAAUGGGCAACAGCUUGGCGCUUUAAGAUACGAUAUCCGCACUGUGCAUGAUGCUGAUUACAAAGUAUAUAAGCCUGAUGAAAACGAACAGGGAGAAGAUAUUUUAGCUGCUUUAAAAAAGAAUCCUACUGUUGCUGCAUAUUUUCAACCUGCAGUAACUAAUGUUGAAGUUGCUCAUCCAUUAAACUAUCGUAAGGAAGAAUUGAAUGAAAACCCCGAUAUUGAACAGAACUACAAGGCAAAUGCUUAUAUUACAGGACCAGCACGUAUACGGAGAUACACGAGCGGAAGACGAAGUGAAAACUUGAGAAAAAGCAAUGAUGAAGAAGAUGAUCCCUAUGGUUAUAAAGCUGAAUAUAUUUCAAGACCCAAAGCUUUCGAUAGUGACCUGUACAGCAGUGCGUACAAACAAGAAAAGAACCCGAAGAAAGACUAUGAAUACCCUUACAGCUACGACUUCGGAUAUGACCAUAAGGAAUACGAAAGGAUAAAGGAAUUAUCUGAAAAGCAGGCUGCUGAAAUUAAACAAAACCCAGGGAAUUGUAAAGAGGUUAAAAAAGAUGGAAUGACGUGCAGUGUUUGUAAAGAUCCUAAGACCGGAGGAAACUAUGAAUCAUGUUCAUAUGUUGCUGAACCAAAGAACAACCAAUACGCCUAUUCCAAAGAAAGGAAAUUUGAUAGCAAUGAUGAACCCGAUGAAGUUGAAGUUGACCAAAAAGCUGAACAACCUAAAAAAGCAGCUAAAUAUACCGAAGGAGAAAAAAAUAAUGAACAAAAAUAUGCCAAGUUGACCGCAGCUGAAUCAGAAAAACCAUACAGUAAUUACGAGCAAGCAACAAAUGAUGCCAAAGAUGCCGGUGAUAAAUACAAAGCUUAUUACAUUCAUACUUCUAACCCUAAUCCUAGCGAAGCAUUAAGAGCUGCGGAAAAUGAUGGUUCCAAAGAACAAACAGAGUCAGUAGCUAAACCUUACGAUUAUAAAAAGGCUUUGCCGGGAUUUUAUACCGAAAAUGAACCUAAAAAAGACGUAGAGCACGUUUUAGCAGAAUUUAAGAAAAAAGAUAGGUCUUCUUGCAAAAGAGUACAAAAAAAUGGAAUGACAUGUUUCCAAUGCAUUGAUAAAGCGGGCUUGAAAAAUGAAGAGUGCAUGUUUAUUUCUGAAUCUGCUCCGAAACGUAGCCACUUAGCAUACCAGGAAGUGAAAGAAUUUACAUCUAAGCCAGCCACUCUUGAUAAAGAAAACGAAGGCUCGCAAAGUCAAAUUGUUACUACCAGCGCCCCUGCUGUUGAAAAGUCUGCUGCGUAUGUAGUUGAUAACAACACUUAUGGAAAAAAAUUAAAGCGUAAAAAGGCACCAACGGCAGUUGCCAGCACUGCUACCGGCGCAGGUAAAACUAAGAGAAGUAUAGAUUUACAAGCAGAAUCGCAUGCAGACAUUGUGGAUCAAUCUAAUAUAGCACCACCGGAAGAAUUCGCUGGGGCCAAUUCCAAGGGAGCUUUUUGGGCGGAAACUAUGCCCAAAUAUAGCGCAAGUCUGGGUGUUACGCUGCCUGAAUAUAUGUUAUCUAGGUCAGACCACGAAGCCGCAUUCGACGAAGUUGUUGCUAACGUGUAAAAUCAAUAUGUUUACUUUUGCUUAUUAGUCAAAGAACAAGUAUUAAUAGAGCGUAUCCGUUAUACAAUAGCGUUAAUAAAACCUAAACAGAAGGUAACGGGAAAGAUAUUUGUUACGUAAUUAUAAGAUUUCGCAGUUAAACGUGCUACGAAUCAGUCGAUAUAAAUUUCGUAGUAACCCAAAAAAAAAUAAGCGGUCGUGUUCCGUUGUCGGUCAUUGGCUAACCUAGUGAAACUGUACCUACUUGUAGAAAUGUGCAGUACCUACGAGACUAACAUUGUUGUUUACUUUAUACCAUUACUCGUUUGUUGUUAACUAGUUGUAUAUAAUUUUAAUGAUAUGGUUAUUAUUAAAGUUGUUUGUUAUGA